CACAGGACAGGGCAAAGGGUUUGACAAGCAGGGUCUGUCAGAAUGACUGAGGAAACAGCUAGAAGCGCCCGGCUAGUGAAUGACUGCAAACACUGCCUCACUCUGCUCAGUACUUUGCUGUUAUUUAAUGGCAACGUCCACUCUCUUGUCAUAGCACGGGAAUAACUGAAGCCGAAUGGGGACCACUUGAAGCUGUGUUCUAUAUUACCCUUUCAAAAAGGAGUUGGCAAAACGCUGCUCUUCAGAGGGGUAUAUUUGGGCUCAAUCUUUCUCGAUAUGGAGUCCCUCCGUGCUGCAGCUGACUGUGGGACAUGAGAGGAGCACGGCAUGGCCCAGACGCAACAGGUUAAGACUUCGUCCCUUUACGUUCGCCUGCAAUAUCCGUCCGUUAACGCAGCGGGGCACACCGACCGAAAGCAGGCGGAGGUCAGCGGGAAUGGGCCGCUUUCUGCGCCUGGCAACCAGGGCAAUCACCUGUGUCACAAUAAGGGGCACCAUGUAAUGCCAGGGAGCCGCCUCUGUCACAGGCUCAGCCCCCACGCCAGGGGUGACGCCCCCCCAGUCGAAUUGCCGGCCACUCGGCCCGGCUGCCUGCGCGAUCCCGGGAUGUCUCGCGGCGGGAGACCUCCUUGUGCCCUCCGCUCCGUUUCCUGGAGACCCUUCGGCCCUCACGCCACCACCUCUGGGGUCCGGUGGAAAGUGGAGUUCAACAAACCCAACCUGGUGGAGGCGCCCGUCUUCUGUACACCUCCCUGCUCCGGGGAUGGGAGGUAUACCUCCAGCCCACAGGCGGCUGGCAGACUGCUAUCCCCCAGUCCCUCCAGAACAACUACCUCUCCAGCCAGUCCACAUCCCCUACAGAAGACUGAGACCUUUGUUUGGAUCAACCGGGCAUCUCCACAUGCACAGAGUGUCGCCAAGGCUAAAUAUCAGUUCCUAUUUGGCACGCCUGCAGAAGACAACUCUUUGGACAGCGGUUGCUUCCAAUCUCCCAGAGAAGACCGACGUGUAAACAACUUGUCGACCUUCAGUCAGGGACUCCAACAGACGCCUGAGGAGGUCCAGUCAAGCAGCUGGGAGAGUUUGUACCCUAUCGUGGUGGUUACUGCACCGGACCCCAGCCCGACAGCUACUCCACCGGACUUUGAGAACUAUCAGCAAGAGGAGUCCAGAUCUAACUCUGAGACAGAAUGGUCGGGCCAGGGCAGCACCGAGAGGUUCACGGUGCCAGAUUCCGAAGGUGGUCUCGCAGCAACUGACACGGACGGUAGCACUUCGAAUCAAUCGGGAGGAGAGUCCACCACCGACUUGUCUCAGGAGCAAAUCUACCAGGACGUGGCGCAGGUAUUUGUGAGCAGUACCCAGGUGAUGACAGCGCCCGUGUUCACCGUUGUCCAGGGCCAGCAAGCUGAAUUGAUCCAGUGGGGAGACGGUGAGGAUGCUGCGGGAGACAAUGAGCUCUUGAGAGGAGCCGAGGACGAGAAGGAACUUGCCAACGGGGACAAGGAAAUGCUACAGAGUCCCUCGUUGACUGACAAAGACUUUGCGCUGGAGGAUGGAAGCACCCAGGACCCCCCUCGGACUUUGGAGGGGGCAGAAGGAGAAAAGGACAAAUCGCUGGCGGUGGACAAUGAGAUUUCGGUGUUCUUGGUAACCGAGUAUGCAAUGGCAAAGGCACCAGUUCCAAAGCUGCCACUGUCCGGUGAGGAUGAGGAGGAGUUCAAUGGGCAUUUGAAAACUGAUGAUGACAGUGGGGCUUCUGUGGACAGUGAGAGAAGGACGCCGUUGAAAGGUGCUCAGUCUGAGACCCGGAGUGACGAGGAUGAUGAUGUCUUUGUGAGCGCGAGAGAAAGUCAAGCAAGUGUAAUGAGCAGAACUUCCCUGGGAACCAAAUCAGCAAAUUUACUGAUGUUGACGGUCACGAACAAGCCAGAGUUUGAUUGCACGUGGACUUCACCCAGUGAGGUGACUGAUAUUUUCAGCUCACAGUUUGAACACAUUAUGGAGUGCCAACAUCUGAAAGGUACCUCGUACAACAGCCUGGACUCACUGGACAUGAUCUCCUCCACAGACGAGAGCGAAUGUGGCUUCAGCUUUGAAAUGCCGCUCACCCCGAUGAUUCAGCAGCGAAUCAAGGAAAGCAGCCAGUUCCUGGAGCAUGGGACCAUGGAAGCUGGCCCUGGUAAUAAGGCAUUGCAGCGUCGAAUAGACAUCAGUGACCUAUCAGGCAGCAGUCUGGAGGAAAACAGCGACUCAUCAGACCAUUUAUUCCAUAAACCUUCUCCGUACACUCUUGUCAAUGGAGCACCUCAACUCUCAGAGCUCUAUCAGGAUGGGCAGAAUGAGCCCUCUACUUCAAGUGAUUGCGGCCUAAAGGAAAUGCUUCCAGAUGGGGACCUUGAAGCGGACAGCAUGGAGCAGCUGGAACUCCAUAGCAGCACUGAUGUGGUGACCAAUGGCAAUAAGAGUGACCUGGAGGCAGCCAAGAGGCUGGCGAAGCGUCUCUACAAUCUCGAAGGGUUCAAACGAUCUGACGUCGCGAGGCACUUGGGGAAGAAUAAUGACUUCAGCAAGUUAGUGGCUGAAGAAUACCUCAGAUUUUUUGACUUCACUGGCAUGACCUUGGACCAAUCACUGAGAUUUUUCUUGAAAGCAUUUGCACUAAUGGGGGAGACUCAGGAGCGAGAGCGGGUAUUAAUCCACUUCUCCGAACGAUACUAUCAGUGUAACAUGGGCACUAUUCCUUCUCAAGAUGGGGUCCAUUGCCUUACUUGUGCACUGAUGUUGUUGAAUACAGAUCUUCAUGGCCACAACAUUGGGAAGAAGAUGACCUGUCAAGACUUCAUUAACAAUCUGGAUGGUUUAAAUGGAGGGAAGGACUUUCCGAAAGACCUGCUGAAGGCAUUGUACAAUUCAAUCAAAAAUGAGAAACUGGAAUGGGCGAUAAAUGAAGAAGAGUUGAGGAAAUCACUCUCCGAACUUGCUAAUGACAAGACAGACAAUGCUGGAUCCAAGUCCAACAAUCGUAUUGGAUCUGGUACGAAUCCAUUUCUCGACAUUCCACAGGAUCCCAAUGCUAAAACGUACAAAACCGGCUUCCUCUCACGAAAAAUUCAUGCAGACAUGGAUGGAAAGAAAACUCCCAGGGGCAAAAGAGGUUGGAAGACAUUUUACGCUGUGCUGAAAGGCAUGAUCCUUUACUUGCAAAAGGAUGAAUAUAAACCGGAAAAAAAUCUGUCUGAAGAGGAUUUAAAAAAUGCGGUCAGCAUACACCACGCACUGGCAAUAAAAGCGACUGAGUAUGAGAAGAAACCCAAUGUUCUGAAGUUGAAGACUGCCGACUGGAGAGUCUUCCUUUUUCAAGCACAAAGCCCUGAAGAAAUGGAAUCCUGGAUAAAUAAAAUGAACCUAGUAGCCGCCACGUUCUCUGCCCCUCCAUUUCCAGCUGCUAUUGGCUCACAAAAGAGGUUUAGCCGCCCCCUGUUGCCAGCUACCACCACUAAAAUGACGCAGGAGGACCAGCUGAAGUCACAUGAGGCCAAGCUAAAACAGAUUUCCACUGAGCUCACUGAACACCGCUCCUACCCUCCAGACAAGAAAGUCAAAGCGAAGGAAAUUGAUGAGUACAGACUGAAGGAACACUACCUGGAGUUUGAGAAAACCCGAUAUGAGACAUACGUUAAACUCCUGAAGGAAGGAGGGCCAGAUAUGCUCUUGGAGAAUGACGGUAAUGGGAUGAAAAAGUCACAUUCCAGCCCAUCGCUGAACCAAGAGAUGUAUGCUGUAAAUGCGAAAGUCAAACGCAAUGUCUCUGAAAGAAAAGACUACAGGCCUGACACAGCCAACAACAAGCAGAAGACUUAAAUUCUCAGCAGGAAAUCAUCUCCCAGUCCUCGGCCACCAAAUCAUAAUCAAGUGACGCAAUCUGUGACUUGUAUAUUUUUGUGUAAAAUAUUAUUUAGAUGUUGACUUUUGGUAUCAGAAAUUGUGAGAACAUGACUGAUAUGGUAAUCCUUCAUUUGCAGACACUCCUGUAGCUUUUUAUAUUUUUGUUUGGUCGUUGAUGCAAAUGUUUGUAGAUUGCCUUUUUUUUAUAUUGCCUUAAAGAGACAGCCUCCUAUUGUUGGCCUGCUAUUUUGAAAGCCAUCGAAGGUCAUGUAGUCGGAGGUUUACACAAGAGGCCCUAUCAACGAGUGCCAAAUGGAUAUAUGUCAUUUCACAAAUGGAGAAUUGUCAUUGGCUGAAUUUCUGUGCACAAAAUCAGAGCAAGAUAGCUGCUGACUUUGCUGUCCUUUUAGUUUUCCUCAUUAUUAAUUCUUUAAAUUAUUUAAAAACAAACACUCUCAAAGAAAGUUGUGAAAUGAAUGUUUCCAUGGAUGUGUUUUUUUAAAAGAAACAAUACUUUAUACAGUGUUGCUUAUUGGAGACCAACAAAAUGAAUAUUCUUCAAAGAGCUAUUGGUUGCUUUUCUGUUUAUUGCUAAUCAGCAAAUAGUCCGUACAAAUUCCUCACUGUCUUAUCCCUUCCUCCCUCCUUCCCACUAGAUUAUUGAUUGUCACACAUGCCAGUACUUCCUUUGAGGACUGUGACAUUCCUCUCUCCCUUUCUCUCGCUCAGUCUCUCCCCUGUACAUGCCAAGUGAUAGUUUAACAUUUCAGAGCACAUGCUUUUCUCUGUGCACAUCCCCACCCAAGUCCAUAUCUGCUACUGAGCCAGAAAGCUGUCAUCUGUACAGUGUUGGAAGGAAAAUAUUUUAAAACACUUUGUUUUGAAAUGAUUUUAUGAGGCUCCAUUUUAAGCACACUGUAAAUCCCAGGCAACCUUGUCACCUGUACAUGAUAUUUCCUUGACAAGAAUAUAGCAAAUAUAUAGAAGGUACUAUCUGAAUUAUUUGAUUGUAUCUUUAAAGAUUAGUAUUUAUAGUGCACUUUAACAGAAUACAUAAAGCUUGACCACCUGUUUUUAUUUUUUUUAAGAAUAUAUGUUUGUCUUCCAUUUUUUUGUAUAAUUCCAGGCAUAUAUGCCUGGGCAAGUUCUGUCAACUGUAAGACAGGUUAAAGAGACAGUAUUGUAGUGUAAUUACAAUUGAUCCGAUAGUUUUGUUUGAAGUAGGAAAUUGCAUUUGCCCUCCAGAACCACUGCUGUUAUUGAAUUUUUAUUGCAAUGACGCUGUAGUUUAACUCUCACUGCACCAGUUACAUAAGGGUCUCACGUGUGAAGAGCACAUAACUUGCCUGAUUGCGGAUUCAGUUGAACACAUCAAGUGUGAAAAGAUCACUUUUUUUCUAUAAAGAAUUCGACUCACUCUUGCCCUGCAGAAUACCUCUAAUACUUUCUGCAUCUGUAGAUAAUGAAAGGCUGUGAUGAAAUUUAUAGUGAAAAGUGGUAUCUGCUCAGUAAUGUAUUUUCAGGUGCAAAUAGGUGUCUCUUCCCAGUGCCACUUGGUAUUUCUCUGUGCUAUUAUUGAUAUUUAUUGACUUCGUUGCAUCUUCACUCACUUCUAUAGCUCAGUGGAUCUAUUUUUGUUGUCUGUAUAUAAUAGAUUUACUGUACAAUAGCAUGCAGAAAGUCUUCUUUCUGCUGCAUAUGUCCCUUGUUUUGCAUGCAGUCCUCUCUCAGAGAC
Molecule: messenger RNA, 5623 nt
Organism: Hemiscyllium ocellatum (epaulette shark)
Lineage: Eukaryota; Metazoa; Chordata; Chondrichthyes; Orectolobiformes; Hemiscylliidae
Product: PH and SEC7 domain-containing protein 3-like
Exons: 17
Coding region: 328-3864 (1178 amino acids)
Biological process (GO): regulation of ARF protein signal transduction
Molecular function (GO): guanyl-nucleotide exchange factor activity; phospholipid binding; protein binding
Source: RefSeq, a predicted model, not a curated record